GUCCGAAGCCAAGUCGGGACGGACGGACCUGAUUUUCCUCAUCCGGUUUCGGCACUGUUGCCUUCUUCGAAACCAGCGCUGUGUCCUGGCCUACCUGUACGACCGGUUGCUGCGGAUCCGAGCACUAAGGUGGGAGUACGGCAGCAUCCUGCCAAACACCAUCCAGUUUCACAUGUCAGCUGAGGAAGUGGAGUGGUUCAACCGGUACAAAAAGUCUCUGGCUACCUACAUGAGGUCAGUAGGAGGAGAGGAGGGGCUGGACCUUACACAGGACAUAAAACCUCCUAAAAGCCUGUACAUUGAAGUGCGGUGUUUAAGAGACUACGGAGAAUUUGAGAUCGAUGAUGGUACCAUCGUCCUGUUGAAGAAGAAUAGCCAGCACUUCUUACCCCGCUGGAAAUGCGAGCAGUUAAUCAGACAAGGAGUCCUCGAGCACAUUCUGUCGUAA
Mesitornis unicolor (brown roatelo) is the source of this 448-nucleotide messenger RNA. RefSeq names its product GINS complex subunit 1 (Psf1 homolog) (gene GINS1). Lineage: Eukaryota; Metazoa; Chordata; Aves; Mesitornithiformes; Mesitornithidae. The record is from RefSeq and is a predicted model, not a curated record. The annotation marks the transcript as partial. Gene Ontology annotation, biological process: DNA strand elongation involved in mitotic DNA replication; DNA replication. Gene Ontology annotation, cellular component: GINS complex. The transcript has 5 exons.